AUGGGAAACUGUUGGCAGUUUGCUCCUAGUUUUGUUGUCAAUAAAGCUCGUACAAAAAAAAAACCAGCGGCACGGGAACGAUGUGCGAAGUUUCAUACAUGCGGUGCUCACUUCCGGGAGAGGAUUGACCACGUGGGAUGCUGUGGAUAUGUGUCUGCUGUGUCGGUGAAGGAAGGAGAUAUAUCAUUCUCGGAUAAUGGCUCUUAUUCUGAACACAACGAAUUAGAAGGGUCUGGGAAGAAGAAGAAGAAGAAAAACAAACAUAGGACUAUAGACGAUGAGACAUUAAUGGAAGUUGGCUCCUCAGAUAACCUCUCACCAUCUUAUAGCCACAACAGCUUUGUCAAAUAUGUAAAGCAAAAGGACACUUCAGAACAGGAGUCAUCAAACUGGGACUGUAAUUCCAACACUCAGGAGUCUCCUAAGAAGAGGAAGAAAAAGAAAGAAAUAGAAGUGUCUGUAGAGGAGGCAGAUAAUACUGGCCAACCAAAUUUUUAUGAUGGUCACUUUGAUGAAGUGUCUGUCAUAGAGGAAGCCCCCUUUAGUGAAUCUAUAAGAAAAAAGAAAAAGAGGCAUAGACCCUCGGAGACUAGAAGCCUUGAGGAAGAUGUUUUAGAAGACGUACAACCAUCUCCACUGAUCACGUUAAAUGACCAUAUUGAAUUGGAAGAUUCUGUAAGAAGAAAGAAAAAAAAGCAUAGACCCUCAGAGAUCAGCAGUCUAGAAGAAGAUGUUUUAGAAGAUGUACAACCAUCUCCACUGACCACGUUAAAUGAUAAUACUGAAUUGGAAGAUUCUGUAAGAAGAAAGAAAAAAAAGCAUAGACCCUCAGAGAUCAGCAGUCUAGAAGAAGAUGCUUUAGAGGAUGUACAACCAUCUCCACUGACCACGUUAAAUGACAAUAUUGAAUUGGAAGCUUCUGUAAAAAGAAAGAAAAAAAAGCAUAGACCCUCAGAGAUCAGCAGUCUAGAAGAAGAUGCUUUAGAGGAUGUACAACCAUCUCCACUGACCACGUUAAAUGAUAAUACUGAAUUGGAAGAUUCUGUAAGAAGAAAGAAAAAAAAGCAUAGACCCUCAGAGAUCAGCAGUCUAGAAGAAGAUGCUUUAGAGGAUGUACAACCAUCUCCACUGACCACGUUAAAUGACGAUACUGAAUUGGAAGAUUCUUUAAGAAGAAAGAAAAAAAAGCAUAGACCCUCAGAGAUCAGCAGUCUAGAAGAAGAUGUUUUAGAGGAUGUACAACCAUCUCCACUGAGCACGUUAAAUUACCAUAUUGAAUUGGAAGAUUCUGUAAGAAGAAAGAGAAAGAAGCAUAGACUCUCAGAUAUCAGCAUUUUGGAGAAAGUUGCUUUAGAGGAAAUAAGUUCAUCUUUACUGACCGCAUUUAAGGACAAUAUUGACUUGGAAAAUUCUGUAAGAGGAAUGAAAAAAAGACGUACCAACAUUUUGAAAGAAGAUAAUAUGGGUCCUAAACAAAGUAACAAAGACCAUGCCAUAGCUGAGGAAAAGGAAGAAAUUGAAACAAACUUUGAUGCAUCUGAGAGGGAGGCUUUUAAGAACAUCACAGAAGCAACAAAUGGCAAGACCGAUGAUAUUGUGGGAACUCCAGCAAAGAAUAAUAAAUCUGCAUUGGGUAUGAAAUCGGGAAGAGACCGGAAACAAGAUGUGACUGCAGAGUUGGAGGAACCGGACCAAGAUGAGAUGGAAAAUACCCUUGACCAGGAAACCAGUGACCUGCAGGAAGUUAAUCGGCUUAAACAAAAUAGACCAUCAAUGUCAGGCAUUGAGGUCCUCGGUUCCCUACCUAAAAGAGAUGUUGCUUUACUCGAGGAGUAUUUUCCCAGGAUUAGAUCUUUGUCAGGGAAGAGCGUCACUGAUUUGGUUAAUUAUGAGCUGCACAGAAUCAAAGAUGCCAAAGCAAAAGGAAUUAAGUUUCUGACUGGACGAUUUGAAAGCACUGAAGAUGAACUGAUCAAGAAAAAUGUCGAAGAAUUCUUGAAGAUAGGAGGGUUGGAGUCCGGGGAGAUACUAUUUCACAGCUAUAGGUUUCCUGACAAGAAGCGCACGGUUGAGCAGCUGAAGAAAAAGUACCACUUUCGUCAGCGAAUUGCGAAAGGACUAGCCCGCACUGUACUAGAAGUUAACGGUCGAGGAGCAAAGUUAUAUGAUUUGUCUGGCAAUAAGGGACGUUUCACAAAACAAGAGGUAGAAAAACUCCAAAAACUGAUGGGAGUACAUGGGAAUCAAUGGACUACCGUGGCACCUUUAGUUGGCCGAAGCAGUGCAUCCGUUCAGUCAAAGGCCUCGCAGAUCAAGCUGGAGGUCACCGGGGGCAAGUGGAACAUCGAUGAAGUAAACCGACUUCUUGAGGCUGUAAAAACGUUUAUUAUGAGUUUACUGAAGAGGAAGAAGAUGCUCAAACAGCAACCACAUACAGUCCCCAAGGAGAUGCUGUUCACUGGAAUUCCCUGGCGGCAGAUAGCGGAAAAGGUGCAGACAAGGAACUGGACUCACUGCAAAUCAAAGUGGAAUGAUAUUCUGCUAUUGCGGAUGAAUAAUGGUUUUAGUCCUUGUGAGGGAGCUUUGGGCUUACAGACCAAUAUAGAAAUUAUCAAAUGGUGA
Messenger RNA from Nanorana parkeri, 2622 nucleotides. RefSeq names its product transcription termination factor 1 (gene TTF1). The record is from RefSeq and is a predicted model, not a curated record. The transcript is spliced from 9 exons. Bases 1 to 2622 code for a protein of 873 amino acids. Lineage: Eukaryota; Metazoa; Chordata; Amphibia; Anura; Dicroglossidae.